UGUAGCCUAGCCCGCUGCCUGUAGAAGAGUCUGUGGCGCCGUUGCACAUCUGUGGAGCAGUGCCCUGAAACAAAACACGACCAGAUGUGAAUAAAAAUGACCCACUAAUGCUUUAUGUGCAAAACCGUCUUCAAUAACUAAGAUAUAAUGGUGUGCGCAUUGCAAUGAUGAAACGAAUAGAGAGUGAGUUCGUUUCCCGCUCCGUGUCCGCGCCGCGCUGUGUAGUCCUGCCUCAGGAAGCGCCAAGCAGCACCUCCCGUUUCCACACAGGAGCGCACCAGUUUACUGUAGCAUCAGCACUGGAGAAGCACGCCGGCUGAACGCUCAGCUGCUCACUCUGCCAGCACGGGCGUCCACAAGUACAAUUCAGCUGGAGAAGAACCCAGACGAAGAUGCUCCUCAACUCUUCCUCUGCGACUUGAUUUUUCCCGCAAUGUGUUUGUAUUUGGAUGAAGUUUCCACGUCAUUUGGAGGGACGCCGUCGGUGCGGGGAAACAUGAGGAUAACGGUCGGAUCCCGUGGAUGAUGAUGUCCCACAAUGAACGCAGAUUUUCAAAAUCCGCUGCAAGUCCCUCAGCCAAAGGUCCGCAGUCAUCUGACCAUAAAAGUACAGUCCAAGCUGAUGUCCAGGCCGUGUCCCCGUGUCCGUGGUCCAAAACCUCCUGUUGCCCCCAAGCCAAGACCCCUGUAUGAGUCUCACCCACAGGGGGAGCCCUGUCCCCAACAAAGCCUCAGUAACGGAGACCUGGCUCACUCUGAUGGGGAGAUUGAAGAUCUCCAUGAGAUGGCUGAGGAGAAUCAGGACCAAGAGGAGAAACAACAUGAGGCUAAUGACAAUGGCAUGGGAGACAAUGACAAAGGGGACACAGUAGAGGAAGAAACUGAGGAAGAAACAGAUAAAGAAGUAGACAUAUUAGAUAAUGAGGGCGACAUAGACAGCAUUGGCUCUGAGGACACACUCAAAGGAGAUGAUGGUUUUGCUGUUGACACUACUGAAGAUGAAAACACUGACAAUGACUUGAACCAGCCUGAAGGUUGCAGUCACACUGAUGAUGAGAAUACAUCAACACCUUCUGUUCUUCUGACUGAAACAGAGGAUGAAGCAGGAGACGAGGAAGAAGAGGAGCAACAGAGUUCUAGUAAAAAGACUAAAAUACCCUGUGAUUCUACAGGAAUCUCUGAGGAUCAAACAGAGUCACUCAGUCAGGGUGAAAAGGAGAAUGAUGUUGGACUUAAUGAAGCAGACAGUGACCAGGCUGAGGACUGUUUGCACUCUGACUCUCUCACAGACAAGACUGAGCUGGAAGCUGAAGGAUUUGCAUUUGGAUUCAGCGUGCUUCCAACUGUAACUGAGGAGUAUCCCUACGAUGUGAUUGGCCCAACUGAUGAAUCUAGUGAUACAUGUGAGUCAUGUGACCCAGCUGAAACAGAGGUAUGGCAACCGGAACGGGCCACCAAGGACCUCUCCGGCUGUUUUCGAUUCACAUCCAGCACUGAGGAUGUGUUUGGGCCUUAUUCAGUCAUAGAAGCUGUUCCGGGAGAUAUGAGCGGCACCGCUGACCCCGAGUGGAGUCAGGAUGACACUGAUGACAAACCUUCCAAUGAACUGCAAACACCAGGUGCUUCUAAUCAGGAACCUUACUAUGUGUCAUCAGAUGAUGUGGACAAGCUCGAGGAUAAGCAAGCCCUCUCGGACCAGGGUGAGACUGAGGAGGGCACCGAACAGUCAGAUCAGCACAAAGACAAAGCAAAGGACAGCGAGUCAGCAGAUGAGUAUGCAGAUAUUGAUGAUUCACUCUGUCCUAAAGAUGACUUCGAGCAGUUGGAGUGUGUCUCAUCAGAGGAUUAUGUCGAGAUAGGCGAUGAGGAUGAAGAGGAAGAAACGGAAAAGAGACAUAUAAAAGGAAAAAGUGCAAAAGAGAGAACGGCGAAACGAGAGCAGGCCUUCCACAGCCAGAGAAAAAGCUGUCAGCCUCGCCUCAGGCUGUGCAACAUCACAGUGCCAACAGACCUAGACCUGGGCCGCACCCCGGAGCUCACCAACAGAGUGGUGUUCGCUCACACCACUGAGGCCUUUGAAGAAGACAUCGAGGAACUAGACUGCCAUAUUGUGCCUUACUAUGAGGACACAGACUCAGACAGCGAAGAGCAUAUUUACGAAGAGGCAGGGUUUGACUCGGAAGGGGAAAACUUUGUAACUCUGGAUAGGAAGACUAUUGUCACACGGUCACGCUCUUAUUCUGGGAAAGUUCCAGGUUAUGUCCCAGAAACUGUCCCAGAAGAGACAGGGACAGAGUACCAGACUCAUGACUACUGUACAGUGGCCUUGGAUAAGAACAGUGAACCACUCAGCCAUUCACAGCAGCCUGGGGUCAACUGUUUGAUCCCAUCUAUGAAGUCUCGCCGCUUCUUAUUGUACUCCCGGUCUGCAGAGAGUCCAGAAUUGUCCUUGACCACUCCAACAGAGAUCAGCCGAUCUCUGAAGGAUGAGAUCAGGAUGAAGAGGAAAGAUGAUAGCCUUUCCCUCCCAUGUGUCAUAACUUCUUCUGGAAGCUUCUCCCAGCGUAGCCAUCAAUCAUCCAGUGGUGUUUCCACGCCAACCUCUCUAGUGGACAUCCCACCGCCCUUUGAGCUGGCAUACAUCACUAAAAGACCAGUCACCAAGAGUUCCCCAUCCCUUCUGAUCCAGCACGAACCCAGUGACAUUCCUAAGAAGAAGAAGUCCUCAUUUAAACGCUUCCUGGCGCUUAAGUUCAAGAGGAAGACGGAUUGCAAGGGUUUCAGUGAUGGAAGCGUUCGCUCUUCGCGUUCUUCUUCCGAGUCCAGCCACCAUGGCCCAGUAAGAGUCAUAGAGCUUGAUCGUAGGAGCACCGGCAGCUCUCCUCAGCCCCAGUCCCGCAUUGUGAACCCCCAGCAGCGUCCUUCAGACUUGCCAUCCACCUUUGUCCUCUACAAUGACCACCAGAGGAGGAAAGGUGACCUCAAAGCUUACGGCAGGGGCGUCUCCAGAGUGGAGUCCUUUGAGGAGCGUCCUCGCCGCUCUGCCAUGCCGCUGCCUUUGACCAAACCCCGCUCCAUCUCCUUCCCCAGUGCAGACACCUCAGACUAUGAAAACAUCCCAGCCAUGAGCUCAGACUAUGAGAACAUCCAGAUCCCUGGCAGGCCCACCAGAUCCCACACUGUGACUGAGUUUUUCGAGGAUCCAAACCGCACAACAGUUGCCUGCAAUGAGAAUGAUGGCUAUGUGGAUAUGAACAGUUUCCCCGGGAUUGACAGCAAACCCCAGACCUCGAAAGCAGACACUGAAAGUGCCUACACCGAGCCUUUCCCCAUGAACCCCGUCUCUGCUGGGCUGUCAGGGGACGAGGACCACGGCCGCACCUCAGAGGAAGAGGAGGGGGUGGCAGAGCAAAGUUAUGACCAACAGAUUGAUGGCCGAUCCCGAGCGUUCUACGUCGCCAAAGAGCUCGUCGACUCGGAGAGACUACACGUCAGCGCCAUCAAGUACCUUGAAGAGGACUUCAGGUCAGCGGUGGCUGACGCGGUGGGUGAGAAUGGGGAGCCGGUGCUGGAGGACCAAAGGCUGGGAGAGAUACUGGGCGUGCUCCCCCAGGUCUACACCCUCCACAGCAGCAUCCUCAUCGAGCUGGAGGAGCGCAUAAGUCAGUGGGAGGAGAGCCAAAGGGUGGUAGAUGUGAUUCUGUCUCGUCGAGAGGACUUCGGUGUGUUUGACACCUACAUCUCAGAGUAUGAUCGCAGCAUGUCCUUACUGGAGGAGAGCUGCAGGAAUAACCCAACCUUCGCCAGCAUCGUCAAGAAAUUUGAGACACGGGGCCCAGAAGAAGCUGAAGUCCCACUGAAACACCAGCUGCUACAGGUCAUAGUGAGAGUACUUCAAUAUCGAAUGCUACUCACAGAUUACCUGAACAACCUCUCUCCUGACUCCAAAGAAUACGAGGACUCACAAGCUGCCUUGGUGAUCGUGUCCGAGGUGGCAGACCAGGCCAAUGACAAUCUGAAGCAGGGGGAGAACUUGCUGCGUCUGGUCCACAUAGAGUACAGUGUGAAAGGCAAGAGGGACCUCCUGAAGCCUGGAAGGAUGUUUGUCAAAGAGGGCACACUCAUGAAAGUCUCGAGGAAAAGCAGGCAGCCACGCCACCUGUUUCUGAUGAACGAUAUAAUGCUGUACACCUACCCUCAGCAGGAUGGGAAAUACAGGCUUAAGAACACACUAUCUCUGUCUGGAAUGAAGGUGAGCAAACCCGUACUAGACAACGUGUUGAACUGUCUAAGAAUUGAGGUGUCUGACAUCACCAUCACACUCUCUGCUAGUUCGGUUGGAGAGAGGGAGGACUGGUUCCACACACUAAGUCGAGCCAUAGCGGACCAUGCUGCAGGACUCUGUACAUUUGGUGGACCCUGCAGUGAGGCGCGUGAGAAGUUGUGGAUGGCCUUGGGUGAAGCUGCUCCUGUACUGGUGCCAGUUUCUCAUGUGAUGAUGUGCAUGAACUGUACCUCCGACUUCAGCCUCACACUGAGACGACACCACUGCAAUGCCUGUGGCAAGGUGGUGUGCCGUGCUUGUUCCAGGAACAGAUACCCACUGAAGUACCUCAAAGACAGAGUGGCCAAAGUGUGUGACCACUGCUAUGCUGAGCUCAGGAAAAGAGGUGGAAGUGUGCCGGGGGCAUGUGGUAGCUCCAGCCCUCGGACUCAUCGGGCCAGUCGUCCCCUCUCUGCUGUCUUCCAGAGCCUGCAGCCCCCGAGUUUGUGGAAGAGCAGGAAGAGCACAUCCUCUCUCAAUCAGGUGUCGCUUGGCCUGGAGGGCUCCACCAUGAGCGGCAGCCUGCAGCGCCGGAAGAAGAGCAAGAGGAAGUGGAAGCGACUGUGGUUCCUCCUCAAAGACAAGGUGCUCUACACCUUCACAGCCCGUGAGGAUAAAGUGGCUUCAGAGAGUCUACCUCUGCAGGGUUUUACCGUCAAGCUGACUGAAAGACCAGAGGGAGAGGAAAGCAGCAACGUGUUCCACCUCUACCACAAGAAAACCCUCUACUAUACCUUCAGGGCCGACGACCAACACACUGCACGCAGAUGGGUAAACGCCAUGGAGGAGGCUACUGUUUUAUAGCACCUGCUCAGUUACACGAAUGAGCCCUGCUGUCUGUGACUGCUAAAACUCCUCUGUGGAGCACAACAUAGCUACCUGCUGCAUCUGAACUAAGACCACCAGUAAAGAUCCAUCAUGUCUGGCCUGUUGUGGAAUAUUACAUGACAAUAUAAUCACCAGGGGCAUCUUAGACAAGGCUGCCACCCAGUGGAAGGGAGGUAAAAGUGGGGAGAGUCAGAAGGAUGCUCCUAUGUGGAAAGAAGUAGUGGAAACCUCUUGUUGGAGUAUGAUUUAACAUAUGAGAAGUCUUUUGAUCCCAGCGCUAUGAGCCAGCAGAGUUCACAGGAGCAGCUUGGAUACAUCAGUUGCUUCACACAAGAGCCUGAGAAAGAACGUUAUAUUCCCUCAGUUUCACCAUUUUACAAGGGCCAUCUCCAAAAAUCUGCAACUUUUCGAAUUUUGCUGUGUUUGGUGUCUUUUCCCAGAGUUUACACUGGAAUAUUAAGCCACUCUUGAAUUGCAUCACAUCUUUUGUUGUUAUAAAUGAGACAGUUUAAACAUUGCUUUGCAAAUAACAGACAUUACUCUAUAGUAGUUUUCACAGCUCAUGGAAGGGAAAAAUUGGAAAUCUAUGGUAUUCUGAAUAUAUAUUGUGAAGUAUACGCUGCAGAUACUGAAGUGAAUUAUAUGAUUUAUUUGUAUAGAAAUGGUGUUACACAGUGUUCUGAGUAAGAGGUAAUUUUAAUCAUCAUCAUAGUGUGUGUACAUUAUAUUUCUUGUGUCGUUUUAACUGUCUUACUCUUGUAUUUAAUCUAUAAAGCUAUGGAAUGACCCUCAGCAUGACAACCACUCAACAGUACUUCUAUAUGGAUGAAAAUCUUUAAAGAUACUUUGAAUUUGAAUCUGUAAGUUUUUUAAUCCUCUCAGAAAAUUGUCAUAUAAUUCUGAAGUGCCAAUUGAUUUCUGACAGUUGAAUGCAGUGCAAUUUUCAAUUGAUGAUGAAUGUGCCUGAAAUUAAAUUGUACUUCUCGUUCGUCUUUAUGUUAUCACAGUACUGUACUACUGUCAUGUCUGCAGAAGAGACCUUGAUAACAUGCUUUUAUCUAGUCUUAUAUACUUUAACUUUCUAGUAUUUUGAACAGUUCAGUCACUAUCCAGUAACAUAAGAAUAUACUAUUGUACCAUUUUUAUUGAUGCCUUUUUCUGCUGUAUAUACACUGCUGGAUGUAAUUACAAUUUAACCACUUGGACAUAAAGGAAACUGCUGGAAAAGGCCACUGUUAAACUACCUAUAAGCUUUCAUUGUUAGAGUCAUCUGAGCCGCUCAUGUCCUCAGCAGUAGGAAAGGCACUGAAGUUUCACUCCUCUCUCUGUUCUAACAUAAUUACACAUCCAUAUUUUCUCUUAGAUAACCUACCUAAAGGCAUUACCUGCUCCACUCAGAAUGCAGCUGUACUACAUGUCAACUUUCACCCGGUCAAACUGUAUUAUUUCUAAAGCACACAGUUGUUUGUCAAGUACUGUUCAGCUUUUCUACCUGUUUCUUAUGGGCCAUGCCUAUAGUGUUAUUAUGGAUUGUACCUCUUGCAUAUAGUGCAUUGUAAAUGUUUAUGUAUAUAGAUACAUCUAAAAAUAAACUCCUUUAAAAAGUUUA
Molecule: messenger RNA, 6761 nt
Organism: Seriola aureovittata
Lineage: Eukaryota; Metazoa; Chordata; Actinopteri; Carangiformes; Carangidae
Gene: fgd5a
Product: FYVE, RhoGEF and PH domain containing 5a
Exons: 21
Coding region: 539-5128 (1529 amino acids)
Cellular component (GO): cytoplasm
Molecular function (GO): metal ion binding; guanyl-nucleotide exchange factor activity
Source: RefSeq, a predicted model, not a curated record